AUGAGAGGACAUGAUAUACAAUAUUUUUAAAUACUACAUCAAUAUCAAUAUGUAGAACAAAGAGUUAUUUUCUUUACAGAUCAAAAUGAAAAUAAUCCUUUCUUUUAGUUUCUACUUUAUUACAUGAAGUUAUAAUACUUUUCUGUUUAUUUUGAAAUUUAAUAAUUAUUAGAUGAUUUGCUUUUACCAAAUCAUAAGAUAGCUCCUCCUAAAUUUUUUGUAAUUGUUUAACUCAUUGUAAAAACUUAAUUUAUUACUUUCUUUGCUGUCUUACCCCAAGAUUAAUUUAAUUCAGAUGCUCCAUCUACCAGAAAAUCUUUAAGCUACAUUCUGAGUUUAAAAUUUUAUUAUCUACAAAUUUUUAUUGAAUCCAAUUCAUAAGGAAUAAUUUAUAAAUCAAGAUUUUAAUAUGUAUCAAUAUAUUAAUGCAUAUCUAUUAAAAAUCUCUUUUCAAUAAAACUAAUAGAUCUUACAGUAAUUUACCUUAAUUUUAAGAAAGCCACAACAACUUAAAUAUCUUAUUAGAAACAUAUAUUACUAAUUUAGAUUACUUAGGCAUUUUUAAAAUUAGAAUAGUAAUCUAAACUUUCUAAUUUGGAGUUUUCUUAAACACAAGAAUCGUAAAUAGUGAAUUUAAACAUUUUAAAUUUUAAACUGGAAUCCAGAUUUUUUAAAACAUUAGAAUUUUUUGAAAAAUUAUUUAAAAAAAAUAUGAUUGAAAUGGCAUAUCAAAAGAAUUCUUGA
Paramecium sonneborni is the source of this 744-nucleotide messenger RNA. The record is from the annotation of a GenBank genome assembly. NCBI's taxonomy places the organism in Eukaryota, Ciliophora, Oligohymenophorea, Peniculida, Parameciidae.